CAGCCUCGAUGAAUACGCAAAUAGCGCUACAGGGGAGGGUGAACAGCGGGUGUCGGAAUAGGAGGGAAGUGUUCGUGAAACGUCUGGUUUGAAUAAAAAAAGGAAAUGAAAAAAUUUUGGUAGCUAAUGGAGUGGGCAGCUGGAGGAGGCGAGUCCAGUGUAAUGUGAUAGAGGAGAAAGGGAGAAGAGCACAGGAGUAAAGCAAAUUUCUGCCGAACGCCAGUGCAGUGGCGCGUUCCGUCAUAUUCUCCCGAUCAGCGUUCAAUCCGGUUUUAAUAAUCGGAGCCCCGGUCGCUCCGUGUUCGCGCCGAUUCCACGCAAGCAAGUCACUUCGCCCGGACGUCGGAUCAUGAUCCGAGGGUGUGAGUAAAACCUCUGGACACGCGCGCUUCUCCGCUCUUCACCAGGAUCAUGGGCUCGUGGCUCGUGGCGGUCAUCUUACCGUGGGCGCUGCGGUAUGCGACGUGCCGUGAGGUCGCUCUCCCCCCCGGACCCUUGUACCGCGUGGCCGGGUUUCCUUUAUCCCUGCCGUGCUCGGUGUCUGGCUACGAAGGCUCCCGGACCCAGGACUUCGAGUGGUACCUGUACCGCGAAGACUCGGGAGGGCGGCAAAUCGGCGUGAUUUCCACACGGGACCGGGGCUUCUCUUACGCCCCCUACCAGCCGCGGGUGCGGUCGGGCGAGGUGCGAGUGGAGAGAGAGUCGGGCGACCAGGCGAGGCUGGUGGUGCAGCGGCUGCGCCCCGAGGACCAGGGCCGCUACGAGUGCUACACCCCCAGCACGGACUCGCGCUACCAGGGCAAUUACAGCGCGUCCGUCUCCGUCAAAGUGAUCCCGGACACCCUCCAGAUAAGCCACUCCCGCUCGCUGAGCGGCCAGCCGUUGACAGAGGGAGCGGAGCUGCAGCUCACGUGUGAGGCCACCGUCCGGUCCAAACAGCACACGCACCUCUCGGUUACGUUCGGCGUGCGUGGCGGAAGCGUGCCGGGUUCGGGGGCCGCCGGACAGGGCCACAACCUGAGAGAGAUCGUUUCCAUCGGACGGGACCUGGGCGUGGCUCCCGGGCGGGCCGGGGACUAUGAGCAGCGAUACGGAGAGGGCGAGAUCUCCCUGGAGAAGAGGAAAGGUCCCGGAGAUCGGACCGUGUACGUGAUGCGGAUGGCCGCCGUGGCCCCUGGCGACUCCGGGGCCUACUUCUGCGAAGCGACCCAGUGGAUCAUGGACCCCGACGGAGGGUGGGAGCGGAUCGCGCAGAGGACCAUGGAGCUGGGCAACCUGACUGUGCAGCCGCUAGCGGACACCCUGACCGUCACAACGGUGCCCAGGGGGGAGGUGACGCUUCCCGCCGGCUCCCCUCUCAGCCUGACCUGUGUGGUGCGUGGGGUCGGUGCCUGGAAUCGCUCUGCCCUGCUGGUGCAGUGGAUGAAGCGGGGCGCGGCGAGCGGCGAGGACGGCCCGGGCGUGGGGGCGGAGGUGGAGGUGGCCCGACUCGGCCCCGACGGCGCGGUGAGCUGGGGCGACGACGUGAGCCGAAGGGGAGGAGGCUCCAUGGAGAAGGAAGCCGAGGGCAGGUACUCCCUGCGCCUCUUCUCGGCGCACCCCAGCAAUUCGGGCGUUUACCGCUGCACCGUCAGCGUGUUCGCAGGGCGUCGCAACCCUGGACCUUCCAGUCCUGCCACGGUCACCCAGAGGUCUGAUGGUGUGAGCGUCACCCUCAGAAUCAAAGAGGUACGCGUGUCGGCGGUGGCGGCGCUGGCCCGCGGUCCUCUUCUGAAGCGCGGCGACACCGUCGCUGUGAUGUGCAACGUCUCCGUGGCAACCACGGGUCCCUUUCAAGUGGAGGUCAGGUGGUGGCAGAAGAGGGACGAGCCCGAGGGGCCGGAGGAAGAGUCCGCGGGAGAUGGGCGUGGCCGGGUUCUGGCCGUGCUGACGUACGAGGGCUUCUCGCGUCUUUACGCCAACGGCAGCGACGUGAGCGUCGACCGGCUUGCGGCCGACAGCUACAGGCUUCGGGUUCACGCCACCCAGGUGGAGGAUCAGGGACACUAUAUGUGCCAGGCAGAGGUGUGGGGACAGGACCCACACGGAGGGUGGUACAAUACCGGUGUGGGGGUGGAAUCGGCUCCUGUGCGCGUCUACUUGUACUCCCGAGCGGCUGAUCUCCUGCUAAUUCCCCUGGUGGUGGGAGUGUCCUCGGCCCUCUUUGUGGGCGUUCUCAUCGUUGCCACUGUCACCUGUUGCUUCAUGAAUCGACUGGCCAGGCAGCGCUCCCCGAAGUAGCUCAACGGUUACCGAAGGUUAAUUUGAAAUAAAUUAGCAUCAUUUAGGUUCUCAAGGAAAUCCCCAAAAUUAGAAGCUCACUAAGUGAAAGAGGAUGGAAGUGACUUUAAUACAAGAUGUGUUUUGGACUUGGAUACACAGAAUGACUCCUAACCCUCUCCUUUGUGCCAAUUGUUCAGAAUAGCGACAGUAUCCCAAGAAAGAUCCUCCGAUGAGAACGGGAAUUUUCUCCAGAACCACAGCCUCUGUUAAAAACAACUUCUUUCUUUCUUUUUUCUUUUUUUUGCUUCCCUGAUUUGUGUGUGAUUUUUAAAAACCCCACAUAGUGCGUGAGACACAGAUGUGCCCAGAUCUGUUCAAUUGGAACUGUGGUUCCGGCCUGGGAAACGUAGCAGUAAACGUGCAGUUGGUGGAUGGUACUUCCAGUCUCUAGCUGAUGAAUAGUGUUUUUGGUAGCACUUCUUGUCUGUCUCUUCCUGAAUAAUGGCUGCUUAUCUCCUGAACCAUUGUGAAUAGUGCCCUAAGAUGACCUGCUGGAGGCUAGUAGCUGUUUGCUGGAGUUCACCAACUGGCUAAGAGGAGGAACCACUGAAUGCUGUCACUUGUGUCCCUAAAUGGUGAGGAAAUCUGUGAAAACGUGUAGUCGCCCUUCUGAUUCUAUCGGGGGGGGGGGGGGGGGGGGGGGUGUGUGUGUGUGUGUGUGUGUGUGUGUGUGUGUGUGUGGAGGGACACGUAGACCCCAACUCCCAAGUGAACCGCUGCCGUCGCCAGCCGAUCAAGAGACGCCACGAGCGGACAGCCGUGCCGCCAGCAGCGGCGCACGACCAAACGCAAACGAAACCGUUCCUUUACUAAAUAAGGCCGUUCCAACCGUGAACGUGUGCGCCAAGCGGAAGGUCAAGCGCCGGCCGCCAACGUCGUCCAAUGUGUGCUUUUGCAAGCAGUUCUAAUGUAAGCACACGGGCACUUAAGAGCAGCGAGUGUUCACUUUCAGGGCACUGGAGUUUAUGUGAGAGCUGACAGGUCCAAACACCCAAUUUCUGAACGAGAGGCUGCUGUUGCACUUGUUCUUGGCCUCUCCCCCCCCCCCCCCCAAACCAGUUCGUUGUUAGUGUGUUGUACCACGGUUCAAGAAUGACCAGGAAUCGGAGUUCCUCCUGGUUCACUUGUGGUGAAUUUUUUUUUUUUUUUUUGGAUGCUUCUUUUGCUUGAUCACUCCAUCGGUGUUAGAUGACAAAAUGUUUUUUCCUAAAGAUGCGUUUAUAUCUUGGCUCGUCACCGCAGUGCUGCCCGGCGUCAUUCUGUGAGCCGCGUUCCUUGAAGUGAAACGUCGUUCCGUGUAACUCGCUUUGGGCUGUGAAUAGACUCGCGAGCACCCGCCCGGUAGCUCGCCGCCGUCGUGUUCGUGAUCCGUGCCGUUGAGUGGCUCUUCCUCGGCCCGUCUUCGUGAUGGAGGGGGACGCAUCCAUGCUGGCCUGUUCCUCAGAAACGGAGCCGUUUCUGCGACACAGGCACAACCUGCCUUUUUUUUUUUUUUUUGUUUCGUUUGCCCCACUCGCAUCCACCCUUAACCUUUAACGUGAAGGUUUCCCCGUGACUUUCUAAUCCCCCAUCAUAACCGCCAGUUAUCGACUCGUCGUGCAUUACGAAAUAAGACAAGGGACUGCUUUCAAAGAUGUGCGGUUACAGGGUUGAAACUGUGAAAGCUGAUUUAUGUCCUAAACUGAACGAUCCACGUGAUGAUGAUGAUGCCUAGAAACGGUUAUGAAUGGAAAUGGUCUCUAAUCCCUUGAUUAUGCUCCCUGGGUGUCCCCCCCCAUUAUGGACAGUGUGAAUCUGUGAUUUUCUGCAUAUAGCCUUUCAUUAAAAAAAAAAAACAAAACAUGCCAUUCCUUUUAUUUUAAUUUUCUUCCUAAAUCAAAGCACAUAGAUGCACUUGCCGAUGUUUGUUAGCAUUGUUAUAAACAUAAGGCACUCAUGUUGUUUAAGCAAGUCUUUUUAUUGCACUGCUUUAUGGAUAACUAUUUUUGAGAGUUAAAUCUUUUUAAACAGUGAUGCAUUUUAAAUGUUCACAAUUAUUUUGUGUACUGGUGCUUUGGGUAUGUACAAUAAAAUU
Molecule: messenger RNA, 4396 nt
Organism: Scleropages formosus (Asian bonytongue)
Lineage: Eukaryota; Metazoa; Chordata; Actinopteri; Osteoglossiformes; Osteoglossidae
Gene: igsf8
Product: immunoglobulin superfamily, member 8
Exons: 6
Coding region: 412-2280 (622 amino acids)
Cellular component (GO): membrane
Source: RefSeq, a predicted model, not a curated record